AUGUCGGAUAACGAAAUCUGCUCCCCAAUAGAGGAAACCACCCGUGAAACCGUGGGGGAUCAAGAGGUAGCAGAACAUGAAAACGGAAGCGCCGGGUUCCCUUAUUCAGUUGACUCUGAGAUGCGAACCGUUUUCUCAGAUCCGGUGAAUUUUAACGUGAAACACCCAUUGUAUAAUCAGUGGACGUUAUGGUUCGAUAACCCAGGCAAGAAAGCUAGCUCGACGAAUUGGUCUCAAAAUUUAAAAAAUCUGAUCACCUUCGAUUCGGUAGAAGAGUUUUGGGGUGUUUACAACAACGUCGUCAAGGCUAGCGAACUUAACUCCGGUUCUAAUUACCAUCUUUUUAAAUCUGGUAUAAAACCUAUGUGGGAAGACCCGGUGAACGAGAAUGGCGGAAAAUGGGUCAUUCAGUUCCCUCGGAACAAAACUGGCGAAGAUAUCAACAAUCUUUGGCUUUAUACAAUGCUUGCGUGCAUUGGUGAAUCAUUUGACUAUCCGGAUGAAAUUUGCGGUGCCGUGGUUUCCGUCCGUAAAAUUUUUUACAGAAUCUCCCUUUGGACACGUACAUCGAACGAUAGAGAAGUCUGUGAGACUCUUGGGCGUCAAUUGAAGGCGACCUUGGGUCUGGGUCAAAAUCAACAACUUGAGUUCCAAUCACAUUCCGAUUCUGCAAAGUCCGGCCUACACAAAGAACGUUUCCUUGUAUAG
Molecule: messenger RNA, 708 nt
Organism: Acaulospora colombiana
Lineage: Eukaryota; Fungi; Glomeromycota; Glomeromycetes; Diversisporales; Acaulosporaceae
Source: the annotation of a GenBank genome assembly